CUCUACUUCUGGAUGCGCAAACCCCGAGGCUUUGUGAGACAGCUCUUUUCCCCCGUUAUUUCCAACGUCAAGGACUCUCCAAGCGUCGAUUUUCUCUUCUUAUGGUCAGGCGGGUUUCUUCACUUCCUGGCAUCACCCUUUUCUCCCUCCCGCCACUCCUUUAACUUUGCUCUUUUUGCUCUUGGCGCAUCGCUGCGAAACUACAGCACUUGGGCUUCUCUCCCGUCGAAUUGUCCCCAAAGUGGCCCGCAAGGCUGCUCUCUAACUCGUGACAGAGAUCGACAGCCCUCCUACCAGGUUCCCUAGUUUUCGACCUUCGCAAUGCCGGCAAAAUCGAGAUUUACGAGGCUUGACGCCUUCACGAAAACCGUCGACGAGGCGCGUGUUCGUACGACUUCCGGUGGAAUCGUUACCAUCGUCUCGCUGAUCGUGGUCUUUUGGCUGGCCUGGGGAGAAUGGGUUGACUAUCGGAGGAUAGAGAUCCACCCCGAGUUGAUAGUAGAUAAGGGCAGAGGCGAGCGCAUGGAGAUCCAUCUCAACAUGACCUUCCCCAAGAUGCCCUGCGAGCUUCUAACCCUGGAUGUUAUGGAUGUCUCCGGCGAGCAGCAGCACGGCGUCAUACAUGGCGUCAACAAGGUUCGCCUCCGCUCCCAGAAGGAGGGAGGCGGCGUCAUUGACAUGAAGGCCUUGGACUUACACUCCCGCGAGGCGACCGCCGAGCACCUGGACCCCAACUAUUGCGGCGCCUGCUACGGUGCCCAGGCCCCGGCAAACGCGCAGAAGGCCGGCUGCUGCAACACUUGCGAGGAAGUCAGAGAGGCGUACGCGCAAGCUUCGUGGGCGUUCGGCAAGGGUGAGAACGUCGAGCAGUGCACGCGCGAACACUAUGCCGAGCGGUUGGAGGAGCAGCGCCAGGAGGGUUGCCGCCUAGAGGGCAACCUGCGCGUCAACAAGGUCGUCGGAAACUUCCACCUUGCCCCCGGCCGCAGCUUCAGUAAUGGAAACAUGCACGUCCACGACCUCAAGAACUACUGGGACACCCCCGAUGACGCCCAGCACGACUUCACCCACACUAUCCACUCCCUGCGCUUCGGUCCCCAGCUGCCCGACCAGGUCACCAAGAAGAUGGGCAAGCGUGCGUACGCCUGGACGAACCACCACGGCAACCCACUCGACAACACCCAUCAGGAGACCACCGACCCCAACUACAACUUCAUGUACUUCGUCAAGAUCGUGCCUACCUCUUACCUCGCCCUCAACUGGCAAAAGUCUUCCAGCUACCAAGACGAGGAGAAUUCUGGCCUCGGGCUCCUCGGCCAGGGCAACGAUGGCAGCGUCGAGACUCACCAGUACUCUGUGACCAGCCACAAGCGUAGCUUGGCUGGCGGUGAUGAUGCCGCCGAGGGACACAAGGAGCGUCUUCACUCCCGUGGUGGUAUUCCGGGUGUCUUUUUCUCCUACGAUAUCUCCCCCAUGAAGGUCAUCAACCGCGAAGAGCGCGCCAAGACAUUCACGGGCUUCCUCACCGGUCUUUGUGCCAUCAUCGGCGGUACUCUUACCGUCGCCGCCGCCGUCGACCGUGGCGUUUUCGAGGGCGGAUUGCGUCUCAAGAAGAUGCGUUCGAAGGACCUCUAGACCCAGAGGGCGAGGAGCGUGGAGCGUGGAGGCGUGUAUGUAGGCUUUAUAUGUUGGUAUUCUCUAUCCGCUGUGCAUCAAAAGAGGAGUUUGGGCGGCUUGGUACAAGAGAUGUUAAAUCUCUACAAAUCGAUGCAGAAACAUCACACAUGUCUUUGGCGCUCUGAAACCGCAAUAUCUAGCUCUCCCACUUGAGCUGGUUCUCUGUACUCAUGAUUCACGUCUCCCACACUGUAUUGGGUCAUUGUCAUGGUUGUGGUACAGCGUGAAGAGAUCAACUAAAAGGAUUGUUACGCCUUCGUGUCUACAUUCAUUUCCGGUCCUCCUCGUCUUCUGGGGGUGGAAGAAGAGGCGUGUAUAUAUAGCUUCGCACCGGAAGUGCAGCGCUGCCCAAGGGCUUUUACAGCCCUUUGCGUUGGCUCGGCCAGAACCGCUCCCUAGAGUCACUAAAAUCCAUACAGAUACGGUCAGGCGUAG
This is a messenger RNA of Colletotrichum destructivum, 2112 nucleotides long. Its product is annotated as Putative endoplasmic reticulum vesicle transporter. Bases 322 to 1635 code for a protein of 437 amino acids. The record is from RefSeq and is a predicted model, not a curated record. Lineage: Eukaryota; Fungi; Ascomycota; Sordariomycetes; Glomerellales; Glomerellaceae. The transcript has 4 exons. Gene Ontology annotation, biological process: retrograde vesicle-mediated transport, Golgi to endoplasmic reticulum; endoplasmic reticulum to Golgi vesicle-mediated transport. Gene Ontology annotation, cellular component: Golgi membrane; COPII-coated ER to Golgi transport vesicle; endoplasmic reticulum.